Molecule: messenger RNA, 3947 nt
Organism: Rhineura floridana
Lineage: Eukaryota; Metazoa; Chordata; Lepidosauria; Squamata; Rhineuridae
Gene: VEZT
Product: vezatin, adherens junctions transmembrane protein
Exons: 13
Coding region: 624-3200 (858 amino acids)
Biological process (GO): cell-cell adhesion
Cellular component (GO): plasma membrane
Molecular function (GO): myosin binding
Source: RefSeq, a predicted model, not a curated record
CGCGCGCCGUUCAUCCCGUCGGGCACUCACCGGCUGAACUCAUGGUGCCUCCCUCCCAUGCGCCGUUCUUUCGCUCCCUGCCCCCUAACCCGGCGACUUUUUUAAGGCAUACUGGUCCCUCUGAGAGCUGCGCAGAAAGAAAAAGCCCACUGUUCAGUCUCGGCGGCUGCUGAAAAGCGCAACUCGUUGUCCCGACUCCUGUAUAACAUCCCCGCAACGGAGAGCGAGCGAGCGAUUAGGGGCGAAACGAGCCUCAACAGCUACUAGCGCUCAGCAAAGUCUCCGAGAUCCUCCUGCAAGCUGCAAACGCAGAACCGCCUAAGGGCCAACAGCCGCUAGUGCAGCCAAACAACGCCCCCAAACAAACCUCCAUCCUCUUGCCGCCGACUCCGCCUUUCAUCUUCUCACUCCAUUCCAGGAAAAACGUCCAAUCAGCGCAGGACAACAAAGGGCGCAACCUGGUUUUUCUUUCUUCCUUCCUUCCCCCUCCUUCGCGGUGGCUGUUGGGAGUUGUAGUUUUCCUACCCCAGCGGUUGGGCCGUACGGGGAGAUUAUACCGCCCGGGCUCGGCGGACUCGGUUUCCCAUCGUGCUUGGAGAGAGUGGCACGGAUGGCGGAGAAGGAUGACACCGGAGUUUGACGACGAAGUGGUGUUUGAGAACUCACCACUUUAUCAGUACUUGCAGGACUUAGGACAUACUGAUUUCGAAGUAUGUUCACCAUUGUUGCAAAAGCUGGAAGAAUGUACAUCCGAAAAGGGGCAAAAGGACAUGGAUACAGUUGCCACUCAGAACAAAGGCAUCCUGUCAAACCUAGCUGAGAAACUGAAAAGCUGGCUGGUUUUUUUACCAAAUAAGAAAAAAGAUGACGUACUUAAUCAGUUGGAUGUUGGUUUUCGCUCGGAGGCUCUCUGCACCAUCCUGCAACAGGAAGUUCUGCUGCAGGAGGAUGUUGAACUGAUUGAGCUGCUUGACCCCAGUAUCCUGUCUGCAGGGCAGCCCAAGCAACAGAAACAUGGACAUCUUCCAACGCUACGCUCCCUAGCAACUCCUAAUAUUUGGGAUAUCUCAUUACUGCUUGCCUUCAUCAGCACGCGGGUUAUUCUUCCUUCUUUGUGGAAUGGAUCACUUGGAUUGGUGUGGGGAUUAGGCUUGUUGGUUUACAUGUGCUUGCGAGGUUUGGACACAUUGAAGAUAGCCAAGCUGCAAAUGUCCCUAAGAAAAUGCCAUUUCCAGCUAGAAGAUAUAGUGACUAAUUGCCGAGCCUUCACUAGCCUUGUGAGAAAAGCUCUACGGCUCAUUCAAGAAACUGAAGUCAUUUCCAGAGGAUUUACUCUUUUGCUUGACAGGGUCAGUGCUGCUUGCCCAUUUAAUAAAGCUGGACAGCAUCCUUGUCAGCAUCUCAUCGGUCUUCGGAAAGCUGUUUACCGAUCAGUAAGAGCCAACUUCAGCGCUUCAAGACUUGCUACUCUAUACAUGCUGAAACAUUACCCGUUGAAUUCUGAGAGUGACAAUGUGACAAACUACAUCUGUGUAGUGCCUUUCAAAGAACUGGGCCUAGGACUCAGUGAAGAGCAGGUGUCUGAAGAAGAAGCACACAAUCUCACAGACGGUUUCAGCUUGCCUGCACUAAAGGUUUUAUUUCAGCUUUGGGUUGGACAAAACUCUGAGUUCUUCAGGCGGCUAGUUCUUUUGCUGUCUCCCUCCAAUGCAUCUCUCAAGACCUCGAUUGGGCCAGAGCAUUUGCCACUUUGUAUCUUUUCUGAUGUAACUCAAGGUUUGCCUCAUGCUCAUGCUGCCUGCUUAGAAGAGCUUAAACGAAGUUAUGAAUUUUAUCGGUACUUUGAAACGCAUCAUCGAUCUAGUUUGGAACGUUCAGUCAAAACCGAACAGAAAUCAGGAGAACUUAACCAUCUCCACACAGCAGUGCGCAGUUUGCAACUCCAUCUGAAGGCCUUACUGAAUGAAACAAGAUGCUCAAAGAGCAUGUCAGACAAGGAAUGUCUUUUUACAGUCAUUACGUUGCCACCAGUACUGAACAGGCGUUCUACUGCGGCGCUUGAAGGCAUGCCUGUGUUGUGCUGCAAAAAACACCGCAGCACACGUGGAAAGCCAUGGAGUGAUGACACUUCCCUGCUGGGAGACCUCAGAGUAAUAAUUCUUGAGGAUGAACUUGAGAAGUUUAUUAGUUCCAAGGAAAGCCAAGAACUAACUUCAGAGGCCUACCAUGUUGUAGAGAAGAAACUGAAACUUGUUCAACCUCACAUGCAAGCAAGCAACAGCUGCUGGGAAGAGGCCAUUUCUCAGGUGGAAAAAAUGGUUCAAAGAAAUCCAGAGAACAAAGUCAAACCUAAACCAUCAUGUGAGAACAAGCAUUGCACUAUGUUACCUUUGCUGCAUCCAGCUGUGCAAAUAGAAGAUAAAGACCCAAUCCCAGAAGAACAGGAACUUGAAGCAUAUGUUGAUGAUGCAGAUAUAGACAACGAGUAUAAGAGAGAUGACUUUUAUUACUUUUCCCUGGAAGACAGAGAGAGGCAAAAACGUGAAAGAGAGGAAUCCAAGAGAGUGCUGCAGGAACUAAAAUCUGUGUUGGGAUUUAAAGCUUCAGAGGCAGAGAGGCAAAAGUGGAAGCAACUCCUAUUUAGUGACCAUGCUGCAUUGAAAUCUUUGCCUACUGCAGAGCAAGAGAAACCCAUGAAUAUUUUGGGAUUGCCGAAGAAUUCAGAAUCAGGCAAGCAGGAUUACAGCAGAGAUGUCAACUUAAAAGAAACAAUGUCUGACCUCCAAACGCAAGCUGACAAUGAGAAAGGUAGGACGGAGUACCUCUCUGAUGGGUCUGGCAAGAGCAAAAAUGACAUCACUAAUAGUGAUUCACCAGAAGUUGAAAAAAGAACAUGCUACCAGUGCAACGGAGAAGGUGAAGAGUCUGAGCCAGCUGGUGUGGAUGGAGUUGAUGUGUUGAAGUCCUCAGAGAGAGAUGUGUUACAGUCCUCCAUCAAAGAAAGACUGUCUGAGCUUCAUAGAUCAGCAAGUUUCAAUUUCACAUCAGGUCUAGCAGUACAGGUUGCUGCCAGGUCGCUGACAUUUACAUCCAUGCAAGAGCAAACAUUUGGAGAUGAGGAGGAGGAAAUACAGGAAAAUGAAGACUUUUUUGAAAAACACAAAGGUGAAGUAAAUGAGUGUGAAAAUGAAGAAUUAUAGAGCACACCUAAACUUUGCUUUGGCUAUUUGAAUACCACAGAAGGCUAGUGGAAUAACCAAAAGCGGCAACAUGCAAAAAUGCAGCAUUGAUAUUGGUUGUUGGAGAAGAUAACCUUUUAAAUCAUGACUUCAGUUGGGCUUGACUAGUCUUUUGAAUAUAUAUACACAUGCAAGUAUAAACUAGACUCCAAAUGUAUAGUAUGUUUCUUACAGGUACUAUGAAUAACUGUGGCAUUUCUUUUAAUAUUUUAUCUUUAUUUAUAAUAAUAAGGUUUGUUCCAAAAAGGAAAAAGGAAAUUGUCUAAUUGCCAUGUCAUAAUUGCUGGUUGUAAUAACUUAAUUAUAAAACUACUUGAAAUGUGUUUUCAGGAAGAACAUAUCAUGUGGGUUUCCCUGCCUGUUUUGCUUUCUGUUGUUUUUGCUUUCUAUCACUUAAUAACCUGCUUUUUUUGUUCUUCCAUUGAUUCAUCUGGCUCACAGCCUAAAAUGUAGAUGGUUUUAUUUAAUAAAAGCUAUAGCUAGUGUAUCCUGGAAUGCUAAUCUAAACUAAUAAAAAGCUGUUAGCAAGGUGAUACAAAGCAAAUUAACAACCCAUCCUUGCAUAUUUUAACUCCUGGAGAGGAUAAUUUAAAUAUUUCAUGUAUUUACAAUGAAAUUUCUCUGCACUCCAAAUAGUGCCAAGUUGUCACAUGUCAUACCCAUUCCCUCUUUAGCAGAUAAGGAAAAUUAAACAGGUUCUGAACGGGC